Molecule: messenger RNA, 12614 nt
Organism: Coregonus sp. 'balchen'
Lineage: Eukaryota; Metazoa; Chordata; Actinopteri; Salmoniformes; Salmonidae
Source: the annotation of a GenBank genome assembly
GGGCGAAAAAAAAAAAACGUUGUUGGUUCUGGAAAAAUGUCUUCAGUGCCUGAUGGCAAGAAAUUGGUUCGAAGCCCAAGUGGACUUCGAAUGGUCCCGGAGAAUGGAGCGUUUAACAGCCCUUUUUCGUUAGAUGAACCCCAGUGGGUCCCGGACAAAGAGGUAAGAGACUAUUGGAGAGGAAAUAACAAGAGGGCAACGCCGCUCGGACUUGACCCCCGGACUGGGCGUCGCAUACUGCUACUGGACAGUAGCCAGCUAACGUUACUUAUCUCAUGAUUGAUUGCAUGACAAAAGGCGUAUGUUUUUGUAUUUUUAUUUUACAUUUCGUUUUUUUUUAUUUUUUAUAACUUCCUAGCUACUUCAUUUGUCAUGUGUUGGUUUCGUUUUAACAAUGCUCAGCAAUUUGCAAGCUGUAAAUGUGAUUCCCUAAAAACACGCCACUUCGAUACAACUUCGUCGUGAAGUGACUUUUCGUAGAUAGGUUAGGAGAACAUUUUCGCAAACUCGCCUAACACUUUUCCUAACCUACUACGUUAAUUCUCCUAACCUGUUACGAAAAAGUCGCUUCGGGUCAUAGCUGUAUCGAAGUGGCGUGGUUUUAGGGAAUCAGCUGUAAAUGCCAAAGAGUUGCCUGUAGUGUUGUCGCUAACAAGUAGACAGUAACUAGUUGGCUAACUACAUUGUCAAGUAGCUAGCUGCUUUGCGUCAGGCUCUACCAAAAUACAGAACAGAAGUUGCCACAUGCAUCAGCAGGUCAUUGCUGUUCACAUGACUGCAAGUUCAUUUGAAAGUUUUUUUCUCUCGCCUUCUCUACGAGAUAAAUAAAGGUUAAAUAUAUAUAGAUAUAUAUAGAUAUAUUUGUUUGUUUUAACUAGGCAAGCCAGUUGAGAACAAAUUCUUAUUUACAAUGACGGGCUGGGAUUAAAAAAACAAAUAUAGGACACAACACUACAUAUAGAGAGACCUAAGACAACCACCUAGCAUGGCAGCAACACAUGACGACACAGCAUGGUAGCAGCACAACAUGACAACACCGCAUGGUAGCAACAUGACAACAACAUGGUAGCAACACAACAUGGCAGCAGCACAACAUGGUACAAACAUUAUUGGGCACAGACAACAACAGCACAAAGGGCAAGGUAGAGACAACAAUACAUCACGCGAAGCAGCCACAACUGUCAGUAAGAGUGUCCAUGAUUGAGUCUUUGAAUGAAGAGAUGGAGAUAAAACUGUCCAGUUUGAGUGUUUUUUGCGUCUUGUUCCAGUCGCUAGCUGCCGCGAACUGAAAAGAGGAGCGACCCAUGGAUGUGUGUGCUUUGGGGACCUUUAACAGAAUGUGACUGGGUGUUGUAUGAUGUAUACAUGCCGAUAAUGGUCCACAUGCAUCAUGAUCUAAGCUGGGCAGCCGCCAGUGGGCUCGAUGUGCACAGCCGGUAAUACGCUCGUGUCCACCGGCGUCCGGUUCGUACACAAGACAUUUUUCAUUCAGGCUUCAAAGGCUUGGAUUUCCUCCUUAACUAGAUUUAAUGACGAGAAGGUGGAAAAAAACGGCGGAAAUAUGCGUACUUUGUUCAUGUUCACCCAUGACUGUGUGGCCACGCACGUCUCCAACUCAAUCAUCAAGUUUGUAGAUGACACAACAGUGGUAGGCCUGAUUACCAACAACGACGAGACCGCCUACAGUGAGGAGGUGAGGGCCCUGGCAGAGUGGUGCAAGUAAAAUAACCUCUCCCUCAAUGUCAACAAAACGAAGGAGCUGAUCGUGGACUUCAGGAGACAGCAGAGGGAGCACACCCCCAUCCACAUAGAUGGGGCCGCAGUGGAGAAGGUGAAAAGUUCCUCUGCGUGCACAUCACUGACAACGUGAAAUGGUCCAUCCACACAGGCAGUGUGGUGAAGAAGGCGCAACAGCGCCUCUUCAACUUCAGGAGGCUGAAGAAAUUUGGCUUGGCCCCUAAGACCCGCACAAACGUCUACAGAUGCACCAUUGAGAGCAUUCUGUUGGGCUGUAUCACCGCCUGGUACGGCAACUGCACCGUCCGCAACCACAGGGCUCUCUAGUGGGUGGUGCGGUCAGCCCAACACAUCACCGGGGGCCACUGCCUGCCCUCCACAACACCCUACAGCACCCGGUGUCACAGGAAGGCCAAGUAGAUCAUCAAGGACCUGAGCCAUACUGUUUUACCCACUUCAAAUGUGUAUAUAGUGUAUUCUAGUCAAGGCUCAUCCUAUAUAACUACUGCUGUACACAACUUUUCUAUUCAUAUAUUAUCCAUAAUGUUUAUACACACCAUCAUUUACACUGAACAAAAAUUUUUAACGCAAUAUGUAAAGUGUUGGUUUCAUGAGCUGAAAUAAAAUAUCCCAGAAAUGUUCCAUACGCACAAAAAGCUUAUUUCUCUAAAACGUUGUGCACAAAUUUGUUUACAUCUCUGUUAGUGAGCAUUUCUCCUUUGCCAAUAUAAUCCAUCCACCUAACAGGUGUGGCAAAUGAAGAAGCUGAUUAAACAGAAUAAUCAUUACUCAGUUGCAUCUUGUGCUGGGGACAAUAAAAGACCACUUUAAAAUGUGCAGUUUUGUCACACAACACAAUGCCACAGAUGUCUCAAGUUUUGAGGGAGCGUGCAAUUGGCAUGCUGACUGCAGGAAUGUCCAACAGAGCUGUUGCCAGAUAAUGAAAUGUUCAUUUCUCUACCAUAAGCUGCCUCAAUGUAAUUUUAGAGAAUUUGUCAGUACGUCCAACUGGCCUCACAACCGCAGACCAUGUGUAACCAAGCCAGCCCAGGACCUCCACACAUUCCACAGGCCACAAUCAACAGCCUCAUCAACUCUAUGUGAAGGAGAUGUUGCACUGCAUUAGGCAAAUAGGGGCCGCACCAGAUACUGACUGGUUUUCUGAUCCACACCCCUACCAUUCUGUUUUUGAAGGUAUCUGUGACCAACAGAUGCAUAUCUGUAUUUCCAGUCAUGUGAAACCCAUAGAUUAGGGCCUAAUAUGCUGCUGCUACUCUGUGUAUUAUUUAUGCAUAGUCACUUUAACUCUACCCACAUGUACAUAUUACCUCGACUAGCCGGUGCCCCCGCACAUUGACUCUGUACCGGUACCCCCCUAUAUAUAGCCUCCCUACUGUUAUUUUAUUUUACUGCUGCUCUUUAGUUAUUAGCUUUUAUUUUUUGACUUAACACUUUAUUUUUUGUUUUUAAUUAUUCAUAUUUUUUUUCUAUUUUUUUAUUUAUUGUGUUUUAUUUAUUUAUUUAUUUAAAAAACUGCAUUGUUGGUUAAGGGCUUGUAAGUAAGCAUUUCACUGUAAUGUCUACACCUGUUGUAUACGGCGCAUGUGGCAAAUAAAAUUUGAUUUGAAUAAAUGUAUUUCAAUUGACUGAUUUUCUUUAUAUGAACUGUAUGUAACUCAGUAAAAUCUUUGAAAUUGUUGCAUUUUAUAUUUUUGUUCAGUGUACAUAUAUUUCUUAAUUUCUUUUAAUAUUUGGGAUUUGCGUGUAUUGUUAGGUAUUACUGCACUUUUGGAGCUAGGAACACUCGCGAUAACAUCUGCGGGAAUAUGUGUACACGACCAAUACAUUUUAUUUUUUUGCGAGUUGAUUUUCCACCACCAUGCUAGUGUCUUAAUGCGUAAGGAAUACUACUUCUUGAUGUUGCGCCCGGCAUUCAGCCAGGAGUAAACAACAGAUUGAUGCACAGGAGGUUGGUGGAACCUUAAUUGGGGAGGACGGGCUCAUGGUAAUGGCUGGAGCGGAAUUAGUGGAAUGGUAUCAAAUACAUCGAACACAUGGUUUCCAUGUGUUUGAUGCCAUUCCAUUUGUCCUCCCCCCAGCAGCCUCCACUGGACUGAAGCAACCUGAUUGGCUUAACGCGGGGCGCAACAUCAGAAAGUAGCAUUCCUAGGUAUUAUUUAGCCACUCUGGUACGGUGGUGGAAAAUUGUGUUUAAUAAAGAAACAUGCCGGGGGGGGGGAUUCUAACCUCUCGAAAUAACUGUUAAACUUAUCUAAGCGCCAGACGAGAAGGCAUCUACAUAUAGUGAUUGUGUGCGUCAAGGCAUUAUACCACGUGGACUCAGGUGGCAAAAAUAACCAUCAAUGGGACAACGCACAGAUGAUUUCUGUGAGCGCUGGUGUGCCAUCCUGAACAAAUGCUCUAUUGAUUUAAUGACAUUAAUUGUUGACCAGUUGAAAAAUGAUUUUAUUGAAAUGGUUACCACGAUUGAAGAGAAACGCACAGCUCUGCAAAGAGCUGUUAAUGAUGAUGGCAUAUUCAAUGAACUGAUGAAAACUAACCAAGCGCUCCAGGACAAGUUGUCUACAGAAAUAAAGGAGCUUAAAAUCAAGAAAUUCAGCCAAGACAAAAAAGAUAAGGCAGAGGACAAAGUCUGCUUCUGGAGAAACCCUGAAAAAAGAGGUCCUGCUCCUCCUCUCCAUGACAGAUGCAGGAGGGAGGCCGCUAACUUCUAUCCACUCCCGUCUGACCAACGCUCUACAACCAGCGCCUCAUCCGCUUCCAGUGCCAGUUGUUUUUAUCCAACGAGAGACUGGGCCGACGGAAGUGCGGAGGUGGCCGCGGUCACUCGUACCGACGAGAUGCCGUACCCGACGGGGUAAGAAGAAACGACUACCAGAGGCAGAGGGAACCGUUCACACGGUCCCAGAACCAACGGGACUGAGUGUCUUUAAUUUAUCAAGCAAGAUAUUGAGUCCUGCCCAUGUCUCCUUGCUUAAUAAAGGGUUAUAUUUUGUGCCUACAACUCAGUGCGACGAUUUCAAUGUUAAGGUAGAUAUGUUUACGUUUUUUAGAAACAUCCGUUAAAGGGAAUACUUUAGCUCCCCUAAUCGUGAUAUUUCAACUGAACAUGUAGGCUGCUCCCCUGCACAUACUCCGACUCCUUUCAGAAGUAAGACUUAUUUUGUACCUCCAGCCAAUCGCAAUCACUCUAUUGAAACAUAUUGCAGACUUGUUGAAAAAGAUGUUGGAAAUCUCCUUAAGAACAAACAGGAGUACAUAUCUUUCCAUAAUUUACCUAAGGAUGAAAAACAAGCUUUGCGUGAUUUACAAUCCGAUACGUCAGUCCUUACCUGCCUUGCUGAUAAGGGUGGGUCAGUUGUACUCAUGGAUAGGACAGUUUAUGUAAAUGAGUGUCAGACAACUACUUGACAACACCUUUUACAAAAAACUCAGAAGUGACCCCACUUCCCAAUUUCAGAACACUAUCUUUACUGUCCUAGAUGGGUAUUUAAGUUCUGGUCAAAUCACCAAAAAAGAACACAACUUUUUGGCUAUUCAACACCCUAAAAUUGCCACUUUCUAUGCUUUGCCGAAAUUACUCAAGAAUGUUACAAAACCUCCAGGACGCCCUAUUGUAGCGGGCAUUGAUGCAGUAACAUCCCCUUUAUCGACCUUUGUUGACUUUUUUAUUAGACCACUUGCAGAACAGCUCCCCUCCUUUGUAAAGGACACUAGCAGUAUGAUCUCUAUUAUUGAAUCUCUUGAUCCUCUCCCUGAUAAUACCUUGUUAGUUACUUUUGAUGUUGAGUCGUUAUACACAAAUAUUCCACACGAGGGCGGCAUUGAAACCAUGGAACAUUUUUCUUUUGCAACGUGACCCAAAUGAACUACCUUCCAGUGCAUGCAUUAUAACAUUGGCUGAAAUAGUACUCACACACAACUACUUAAUGUUUCUAAAUGAUUUCUUUAUUCAGACGAAGGGUACAGCUAUGGGAUACCCUAUGGCUCCUAACUAUGCUAAUUUGUAUGUGGGUUACAUGGAGAAAGUCAAUUUUCAAUCCUCUCAAAAAUGUUUUCUUGCCUAACAUUAUUAUUUCGAAACGGUACAUUGAUGUUAUUUUUGUUCUAUGGAGGGGUGAUUCAAAACAGCUCCAGGCAUUCCAUGCUUUUCUAAACUCUUGUUCUAAGCACCUGAGAUUUACUAUACAAUCUGACACACGUCAAAUCAGUUUCCUUGAUCUUCUGAUUUUGUUUGAGGAUAAUGUUCUAUACACUGAUCUUUACAGGAAACCUACUGAUCGUAACAGUUUGUUGAGGGCUGAUAGUUGUCACCCGCUUCCCUUGAUAAACAGUUUGCCCUACAGCCAAUUCUGUCGAAUCAAAAGAAUUUGCAAAAAACAAUCAGAUUUCGACAGAAAUAUGGCUGAGACGCAAAGAACAUUCAAGGAGAGGGGGUACAAAAAUGGUCAGAUUAAUACUGCCAUUGAGAAAAUUUAAAACAAAUCGAGACCUGAUCUCUUUCAAGGACAGUCUCGCAAAAAGAAGCAUUCUUGAGUUCUAACUGCACGCUAUUCAAAGUGCUCUGAACAAAUUAAGGGAAUCGUUCACAAACAUUGGCACAUUCUAAGAUCCGAUGAGAGUAUCGGUAAUGUGUUUUCGGACCCUCCCUUGGUCGUAUUCUCGUGGGGCAGAAAUCUCAGAGAUCAAUUGUUAAACUCUGAUUUACCACCCCUAAAUUUCACUGCAAAACAUCUAUUUGCGCCUCUACCGGAUGGAAACUAGUGUAAUGGCUGCGCUCAAUGCAAUGGCACUUACAAAUGUAGAUCCUUCAAACACCCCCAAACAGGGAAACCGAUCCCAAUCAAAGGUGUUAUUACGUGCUCCACUAAGGCAGUUAUUUAUCUUAUAACUUGGCCUUGUGGUAAAAAUUAUGUGGGUAAAACAAAGCGCGAAUUAAAAGUACCCAGUCGCUGCACACUUUUUGGAAGCGAACCACUCGAUUUCGUCCCUACGUUAUAUCGGCAUCGAACAUGUCACCCUCCCUAGGAGAGGGGGUGACCUCGAUAACUUAUUGUUAAAACGAGAAGCUGCCUGGAUCUUUAAUUUAAAGACCCUUGCUCCCAACGUAGACUUCGAUUUGAUGCCAUUGUUGUGAUUAUUGUGAUUUUGCUAUUCAUUGUAAAUGUUUGUGGGCCUAUGUAGCCAAGUUGUAUCUAUGAUCGUAUGCUAUCUAUUCAUGUUUUUUGUAUGUUCUGUUUAUCUGUGAAUUAACCAAUGAUAUCAGGCCACACCCGGCCAUGAUUACAGACACCUGUGUGUGUCCUUUGACACUAUAUAAAACUAGUGACCCGCAGUGUUUGUCAUUAUACCCUGAUGAAGACAGCUUGUCUGUAGAAACGUUAGUUAUUAAAUUAUUGCAUCUGAGCUCCUAGAGUGUGCGCCUCUCCUGUUCUUUUUCAAGUGUUCUACUCUGUUAGCCAGCACCUCGCCUAAAUAGGUGCGCGUUUCUUUCGCCUCCAUCAUAAAGAAAGUACAAAUUUUUUACCCACCUUCUCCCAAUUAAAUCAAGUUGAGGAAAUCGAAGCCUUUGCAGCCUUAAUGGAGAAUGUUUUAUGACCGAACUGGUCGCUGGGGGACACGAGUAUAUUACCUGGUGUGCACAUCAAGCCCAGACGAUAGUGGAGAUCCAUAAAGCCCACUAGUGGCUACCCAGGCUAAUCAUGAUCAAGACAUGGGUCCACAUUGGCAAUCACUUGAGUUGCUGUCAGUGAUGCUGCCCUUUUUGUGUCCGGUUUAGGGAGGCAGUGAGGCACUGGACUGCAAGAGAAUGUCAAAGGAAGAGAACAAUAGAGGCAGCGCGCUUGUGUGUGAGAAUGUGGGGGAUGGGCAUGGGUCAUAGCUGUGUAGUGAACCUUACAGUAAACCUGUCCAGCAGUUUGUCACAGCUUACUGCCUCUUCACCCAUGUGUGUUUGAAUGGUCACAGCAUCUUAAAGAUCAGUGUACAUGUGGUGGUAUUAAAACAGUCACAGUGUAAGGCUACCUCAUUGUCUGUGGGUAUGUUACUGUAAGCCUUAAGUUUGUGAUCGUCUUAGUGCAAAGGAGAGGUCUUUCGGUAAUCCAUUUAAACUGAAUCAGAUUGUUGUGUCCAUGUUUGAACUUGAGUGAACCAAAAGUAUUGGCUGAUGUCCUGUUCCUCUUUCAGUGCCCAAGCUGUAUGCAGUGUGACAAAAAAUAUGACUUCCUUACAAGAAAGGUUUGAUUUGCUUUACUAUGAUCCCAUAACAUAAUAUACAAUAUAAAUAUAAAAGUAUGUGGACACUCCUUCAAAUUAGUGGAUUCGGCUAGUUCAGGCACACCCGUUGCUGACGGGUGUAUAAAAUCGAGCACACAACCAUGCAAUCUCCAUAGACAAACACUGGCAGUAGAAUGGCCUUACUGAAGAGUUCAGUGACUUUCAAAGUGGCACGGUCAUAGGAUGCCACCUUUCCAACAAGCCAGUUCGUGAAAUUUCUGCCCUGCUAGAGCUGCCCCGGUCAACUGUAAGUGCUGUUAUUGUGAAGUGGAAACGUCUAGGAGCAACAACGGCUCAGCUGCGAAGUGGAAGGCCAAACAAGCUUACAGAACAGGACCACCGAGUGCUGAAGCAAAACAAAAUUCUGUCCUCGGUUGCAACACUCACUACCAAGUUCCAAACUGCCUCUGGAAGCAACGUCAGCACAACUGUUCAUCGGGAGCUUCAUGAAAUGGGUUUCCAUUGCCGAGCAGCCAAAGAUCACCAUGCACAAUGCCAAGCGUCAGCUGGAGUGGUGUAAAGCUCGCCCCCACUGGACUCUGGAGCAGUGGAAACACGUUCUCUGGAGUGAUGAAUCACGCUUCACCAUCUGGAAGUCUGCCAGGAGAACGCUACCUGCCCGAAUGCGUAGUGCCAACUGUAAAGUUUGGUGGAGGAGGAAUAAUGGUCUGGGGCUGUUUUUCAUGGUUCGGGCUAGGCCCCUUAGUUCCAUUGAAGGGAAAUCUUAAUGCUACAGCAUACAAUGACAUUCUCGACAAGUCUGUGCUUCCAACUUUGUGGCAACAGUUUGGGGAAGGCCCUUUCCUUUUUCAGCAUGACAAUGCCCUCGUGCACAAAGCGAAGUCCAUACAGAAAUGGUUUGUUGAGAUCGGUGUGGAAGAACUUGACUGGCCUGCACAGAGCCCUGACCUCAACCCUAUCAAACACCUUUGGGAUGAAUUGGAACUCUUACUGCGAGCCAGGCCUAAUUGCCCAACAUCAGUGCCCGACCUCGUUCAUGCUCUUGUGGCUGAAAUGGAAGCAAGUCCCCGCAGCAAUGUUCCAACAUCUAGUGGAAAGUCUUCCCAGAAGAGUGGAGGCUGUUAUAGCAGCAAAGGGGGGACCAACUCCAUAUUAAUGCCCAUAAUUUUGGAAUGAGAUGUUCGACGAGCAGGUGUCCACAUACUUUUGGUCAUGUAGUGUAUCAGAUAAAAUACAGUUGAUUAUUUUACCUGACUUUGAGCCAAAAUGUUGCUUUUGCCAAUAGGAUACAUGGUUUUGCCUGUUAUGACCUCUGCUUCCCUUCCUCUUGUUCUGUUGAUGUUCAGCACCACUGUCGGCGGUGUGGCCGGUGUUUCUGUGAUAAGUGCUGCAGUAAGAAGGUGGCUCUGCCGAGGAUGUGCUUCGUCGACCCAGUCCGGCAGUGUGGCGAAUGCAGCCUGGUCUCCCAGAAGGAAAUGGAGUUCUACGACAAACAGCUCAAAGUGCUUAUGGGAGGUGAGUUCAAAGGAAUGAAUCAAUGGUGUAAGGAGGACACCCAAACACACAGACCUGUCCAUGUUAACAUCUGUGUGUAUAGGGUGGUUUGUGAGCAGGGCUAGGCCUGAGGUGAUGCUGUCCUGCCCCGAUCUAUCCCUUUGUGUCGGUGCAGACCAGUGUAGUUAUAAAUAGGCCCUUCCACUCUGCUUCACUCAGCCAGGCCCAUAAUGAAAUAUCCAUUAGCAGCAUGGUGAGCUCCAGGGCAAGGGCUGGCUGCAGUGGCGGGGACCUAGAGAGAAAGCCUUGAAGCAUGUUGGACUAAUGGGGUCAUGUUAGCCAGAUAGCAUGAUCAAUCAAUGCUGUAUCCUUAGUAUAAUCUCUUGUGUACAGACUACGUAAACAACCAAAUUAAGACAGAUUUUAGUUCUGGGUUUACCAAGAUUAUCCAUUAGUACAACAACACCAAUGGACUGUAAGGUAUCUACAGUUGGAUGGAUUAUUAUAGAAUGAUUUUUGAUUGGCAUGCUUUUUUGAUUUGACUCACUGGUAACAUGACUUCUCUGUCAUACUCAGGUGGUUCAUUUAUUGUCACUUUGGGCACCUCAAAGAAGUCUGAGACCAUGAUGUGUCGUCUCUCCAACAACCACAGGUAUCGUGAGUGUUUUACAUUUUACACAGACACAAAGGGAAAAUAUAUAGUUAUUUAGGUUAAUGCUGGAAGGACAUAUACUGUAUCUGUGCUUUGAUAGAACCACUUUAGAAAAUGCACAUUUUCCAGUUGAAAGACUUUCAGUACAUCACUGUCUGACACCUCCUCUCUUGCUCUCUUUUUUCUCCCUCUCUCCUCUCUCCACUCAGGUAUCUUUUCUUUGAUGGGGAAAGCCAUUUUGAGGUGGAGCUGUCUCGGAUCUCCAGUAUGCAGGUGUUAACGGAGGAGUCCACCCCUGAAGGUAAGGCUCUGGAUCAGAUGUCCUCUGGUUGUUCGCUCAGCCUGGCUUGAUUGCUCUCAGUACAGAGGGCAGUAUGAUGACAGUACAGCAGCGAUACUGUGCAGCUCGUUGAAUGCUUAUUGAUUAAGAGACAUGGAUUCCGGUGGGUGGAGGAACUAGCUCCAUCUCCUCUUUAUGACCGGAAGUGUAAUCAUAAAUCCACAGUAAAAUUCUGUUGACUUUGUGUCUUUUCAUUGUAUUGAUUUGAAAGCCCUUAACUGAUAUAACAGCAUGGUAAGUAUACUGAGGUGGUGGUUGUGCCUGACUGUUUCCUCUCUGCUUUAAUAUUAACACACUCUCUCCCUCUCUCACUCUGCCUCUGGGCGGCCUGGCCCUUCUCCUUUUGGUCUUAGAGAAUGACAUUCACACUUACACCAGUCUGCUGGACAGUCAGUAUAUCUCUGAAGGUUAGCGCUGUUAUACUCCCUUGUCCCCCACUCUCCAUUAUUCCUCCUCAUCAUAAGUUCAUCUGCCUCCAGAGUUUGUGGCCCUGCUUUUGAUAAGGAUGCCUUUGUUAUCAUAGUACCGUACAUGCAUUUUAUAUCAGUGGUAGAACAAAGGCAACGUUCUUAAAAUCCGUGUCCCAUGCAUGCUUCCAUGGGGCAGAUCCCCAUGUACAUCCCAAGAUAGUGAGUGUGUUUUACUGUACCUUGCUUAACAACCUGGUCUCAGCAUUUCGUAUUAUUCUGUAUGGAAAUCCGAGACACUCCAUUUAGUAUUAUAUGUUACAUUUUGUAUGGUAUGUAUUCAUUUGUGGAUGUCCAUCACCCAUUUUGUAUGAUAUGUUACGAAUUACAAUUUGUAUUAAUAUGUUAUGAAUUUGUGAAACGUGCAAUAUGUUACGAAGUUGUAAAAUUUACAAUAUGUUACGAAUUUGCCAAACAUAUGAUAUGUUACGAAUUCUAGCUAGGUGGCUAAUGUUAGCUAGCUGGCUAACGUUAGCUAGGCUAGGGGUUAGGGUUAAGUUUAGGAGUUAGGUUAAAGUGUUAAGGAAAGGGUUAGCUGAAAGGCUUAGAGGAAGGGUUAGCUAACAUGCUAAGUAGUUGCAAAGUAGCAAAAAAGUAGUAAGUAGUUGAAAAGUUGCUAAAAUGCUCAAGUUGUACGUGAUGAGAUUUGAACUCGCACCUUUGGGUUGAUAGACGUUCAUGUUAUACACUCACCCACCCUAAGUAACAAUCUGUCUUAUGUAACCAUACAUUUACAUUUUAGUCAUUUAGCAGAUGCUCUUAUCCAGAGCGACUUACAGGUAGUGAGUGCAUACAUUUUUCGUACUCGCCCCCCGUGGGAAACGAAUAAACAACCCUGGUGUUGCAAGCGCCAUGCUCUACCAUUUACUAUGUUAUGUUAUGUCUAGUCUGAGACCAGGCUGUGUUUAACUGUGUGUGUUGGGUCCAGGGGGAAACUCCAGGGCCAGUGGCAUGUUGCUCCACUACAAACCCACUGGCUCUCAGGACCCCCAGCAGUUACGCAUGGAGGCAGCAGACGACAAGAAGACCGCCUCCUCAUGGCUGGCUGCUAUGCACAAGGUACACCACAUUUAACAGGCUGGCUUGUGUUUUAAUAGGAAUAUUAUAUUUGCUACUACUGGAAUUUAUGUUGUGAUAUCCAAGCUUCAGACCUGCCAUUGCGUACUGUGUGUGUAUAUGGUUUAAUAGUUAUUUUGAAUAGUUCUGCCUGUACUACGUCUCUGUUCCCUGACAGGCUGCCAAACUGCUGUAUGAAGCUCGGGACCAGUGACGCAUUGCUAAGAUGCCCAGAGACUGAGAGCGAUGGCACAGACCAAGUGUUUUCUUUCCUACCCUUCCGUCUCACAUUAUCUCUAAAUGCUGACAGUGCAUUUCAGUCACGCUCCAUUGAACUAUUUUGCCAACCACCCAUCUAAUGCUGCUAUUCAUGUAAUGCUAUCAUAGACAUAAGACACUUGGCAUAACCCUUUCCCUUCACCACCAUUCACGUGACAAAUGACCUUAAAAGCAUAAUGUGCUCUAUGACACAGUUCAAGUGAAGUUUCUUUGUACAUGCUGUCUAUACUCUGCUUUCAGUGCUGGCAAAUUUGGAUCCUUAGCCCUUCCUUAUGGAUCCACAGAUGAUUCACUGAUUCUAGUUACGUAAAUAUAUAUAUAUAUAUAUAUA